AUUAUGUAGAAGGGAUUAGGGAGUAGAUAGGGAAUUGUCUCAUCUAUAUUUACCAUCUCGUGACGCUGCAUGUGAUUAUUGUUUGUCUUCCUGCAUCAAUCUUCCGAUUUCUCUGUCCUUCUCUCCCGUAUAUCAGCUCAAAGGCUCUCUUCUGAGCGAGACGUUCAGUCAAUAGUCAUUACCAUUUUCCGAUCUUCCUAUUUCUUUCACACUCACCAUGGCCGACCAACAGCCCGACAAGACUACCGCUCCUGCCGCUGAUGUCGCAGACUUGCAGCCUGCCGUCACCAGCCCUGACACCCCCAAGGAGACGACCGAGACCACGGAGCCACAACCAGAGGACAAGACCGAAACCACAACCGCGCAGCCUGCCAUUGAAACCACUGCCACUCAACCCGCCGCCCCAGACACUCCCGCUGAGGCCGACAAGGCUCCCGCCGAAGUGCAGCAACCCCCCCAGGCCGAAGAGGAGAAGCCUGUCGCUGAGCAGCCAGAACAACCAGCCUAUCUUGCCAAAAACCCUGCCCUCGCUCAGUUCUUCGAGCGUCUCCCUGCCAUUGACUCGAAUGAUGCUCCCACCGUCAACGUUCUGAUCAAGUUCCUGCGCGCGAACGAGGGCAAUGUCAAGCUGGCCGAGGAGCAGCUGACCAAGGCCUUGAAGUGGCGGAAGGAGAUGAACCCCUCGGCGCUCGCUGAGUCGACCAGCUACAGCGCGACCAAGUUUGGCGGACUGGGUUAUUUGACCGUCUACAAGGAGGCUAAUGGUGCGGAGACUGUUGUCACCUGGAAUAUCUACGGUGGUGUCAAGGAUAUCAACACCACUUUUGGUGAUAUGGAUGAGUUCGUCAAGUGGCGUGUUGCGCUUAUGGAGCUGGCGGUCAAGGAGCUGAAGAUGGUAGAGGCGACCUCUGUGAUUGACUACGAUGGCGAGGACCCCUAUCAGAUGAUCCAGGUCCAUGACUAUCUGAACGUGAGCUUCCUGCGCCUGAAUCCUGCCAUCAAAGCCGCGACCAAGAAGACCAUUGAAGUCUUCACCACAGCUUACCCUGAGCUGCUCCGGGAGAAGUUCUUCGUCAACGUCCCUGCCAUCAUGGGCUGGAUGUUUGCCGCCAUGAAGGUCUUCCUGAGCAAGAAUACUACUCGCAAAUUCCACCCCAUCUCCAACGGCGCCAAUCUGGCUCGCGAGUUCCCUUCUCUGAAGGAGCAGUUCCCCAAGGUCUACGGUGGCAGCGCCCCUGCUCUUCAAGAGGGAGCGAGAACCGUCAACCUCACUCAGGAAGAGGCUGCCCCGGCUGCCCCUGAGCAGUCAAAGGAGCAGGCCAAGGAGAACAAGGAGGAGGCCGCUCAGGAGGAAUCCAAGGCUGAGUCUGCUCCAGAGCAGCCAAAGACUGACCCUGCUGUCACGGCCAAGGAAGCACCUGCUGCCGAUGCUAAGUGAGCGAUAUAAGGCCGUCACACGCUUGGAUUUGACGUAUUAAAAGGAAUGGAACAGGAGAAACAGGCAUGAUACCCGGGAGGAUAGGCAGACUGCUUUUUUCUCGUUUUUGUGUGCGCACAUUUGAUACCUCGGAAUUGCUACAUUUUUGCGAAAGGAGUAGAAACAUCUUAACUAGAUCAUAUAUACUUAAUAAUAGUAGUAAUAAUAGAAGCUCCACUCUA
Molecule: messenger RNA, 1659 nt
Organism: Aspergillus novofumigatus IBT 16806
Lineage: Eukaryota; Fungi; Ascomycota; Eurotiomycetes; Eurotiales; Aspergillaceae
Gene: sfh5
Product: CRAL/TRIO domain protein
Exons: 3
Coding region: 218-1438 (406 amino acids)
Biological process (GO): regulation of exocytosis; Golgi to plasma membrane protein transport
Cellular component (GO): cytosol; plasma membrane; cortical endoplasmic reticulum
Molecular function (GO): phosphatidylinositol transfer activity
Source: RefSeq, a predicted model, not a curated record